This is a messenger RNA of Oncorhynchus masou masou (cherry salmon), 1195 nucleotides long. RefSeq names its product XK-related protein 4-like. Gene Ontology annotation, biological process: phosphatidylserine exposure on apoptotic cell surface; apoptotic process involved in development; engulfment of apoptotic cell. Lineage: Eukaryota; Metazoa; Chordata; Actinopteri; Salmoniformes; Salmonidae. The record is from RefSeq and is a predicted model, not a curated record. The transcript has a single exon. Gene Ontology annotation, cellular component: plasma membrane. Bases 143 to 832 code for a protein of 229 amino acids.
AACAGGCGGCGCUGUAGCUGGCGGAAGAGGAGGUCGCCCAGCCCAGUAUCUCUUCGCCUGGAACACAGAAGCCGAGGGGGAGACAGGAAAACGGGAGGAGAAAAGACGGUGUUGGCUGGAGGAGAAAGAAAAAGCUACGAUAAUGGCCGCUAAAUCUGAUGGGGUAUUGAAAAUUAGAAAGAGCGAUGUAGCGUUCACGCCUUUGCAGAAUUCGGACCACUCAGGCUCAGUACAAGGACUCGUUCCAGGAUCGCAGCCGGAUUCGGGAACCGGGGAUGGGGAAUUCGUGAAUGGGGAAUCGCGGUGCUGUGGUUCUAAUUCGACAUGUCUUCGCCUUGGCAGAGAGCAGCAAACAAAAUACACGAUAUGGGACUGUCUAUGGAUUCUCGCUGCAGUGGUUGUGUAUUUCGCCGAUGUAGGCACCGACAUUUGGCUUUCUGUCGACUAUUACCUCCGUCGCGACUACUGGUGGUUCGGGCUCACGCUAUUUUUUGUUGUGCUAGGGUCGUUCUCCGUCCAAGUCUUUAGUUUUCGGUGGUUCGUCCACGAUUUCAGCACCGAGGAGAGCUCCAAUGCCGCCGGUGCGGCAAACUGCUCAUCCCACAUGGACGGGAAGCUGCUGAGCGGUUCGGCUUCACACGGAGAUGUGGGCGCCCAACCGUCCACACCUCAAAGACAGGCGUCCACCGCGAGCAAGAGCAACACCACAACCAACAGCAACAGCAGCACGGCAACCCCGACUAAUAAGAAAAGGUCGGCGUCCUGUUCAGUAUUCAUAUGGUCCGCGCAAUCCGUCACCCACAUCUUGCAGCUUGGACAGAUAUGGAGGUAAGCAUUUAAUAUGCUCUUUGGAAUGAAGAGAGUUGCAGCCCAUUAGCCUACGUGUGUUAACUUCUGACUGCACGUACCUCAUAGCCGACACUUAGCUCCCAUCAUGCCCAAGAGGGUCUACUGUUAUUAAUUAUUAGGCACCGACUGCCAUAGAACGUACAACAUUUCAGGUUUUACGCGCACUGCAAAGCAUUUUGAGUAGCAUACCCUGAGUAGCUUCUUGGUGGGUUAUAGGUGUUACAUCUUAACUAAGCAAUCAUAGGGAGAGAAAAUAAUCUGUCGCAAAACAAAAUGGUAUCAUGUUUCAUGAUGUGAUAUCCUUGUGAAUGUGUUUGGUCCAAUGGCGAGCUCGACGUUGUGCAUG